Messenger RNA from Acinonyx jubatus (cheetah), 2801 nucleotides. RefSeq names its product leptin receptor overlapping transcript (gene LEPROT). Bases 134 to 529 code for a protein of 131 amino acids. The record is from RefSeq and is a predicted model, not a curated record. Gene Ontology annotation, biological process: negative regulation of growth hormone receptor signaling pathway; late endosome to vacuole transport via multivesicular body sorting pathway. NCBI's taxonomy places the organism in Eukaryota, Metazoa, Chordata, Mammalia, Carnivora, Felidae. The transcript is spliced from 4 exons. Gene Ontology annotation, cellular component: endosome.
GUUCUGCGUGGAGGGGCGGGGUUCUGCGUGGAGGGGCGGGCCCGCGGCCCGUGGUGCGACCCCGGGCCGGGUCUGGGCGGCCGGCGGGCCGUGGCAGGAAGCCGGAAGCAGCCGCGGCCCCAGCUCGGGAGACAUGGCGGGCGUUAAAGCUCUUGUGGCAUUAUCCUUCAGUGGGGCUAUUGGGCUGACUUUUCUUAUGCUGGGAUGUGCCUUAGAAGAUUAUGGCGUUUACUGGCCCUUGUUUGUCCUGAUAUUUCACGCCAUCUCUCCCAUCCCCCAUUUCAUUGCCAAAAGAGCAACGUAUGACUCUGAUGCCACAAGUAGUGCCUGUCGGGAGCUGGCAUAUUUUUUCACUACUGGAAUUGUUGUUUCUGCCUUUGGAUUUCCUGUUAUUCUUGCCCGUGUGUCUGUGAUCAAAUGGGGAGCCUGUGGCCUUGUGCUGGCAGGCAAUGCAGUCAUUUUCCUGACAAUUCAAGGUUUUUUCCUUGUGUUUGGAAGAGGAGAUGAUUUUAGCUGGGAGCAGUGGUAGCACUUUAUUCUGAUAAAUUGCAUUUUAUUUCUUAGAAGUCAUGCUAUGUGUAUUUGUGUGCACAUGUGGCCUUUUACUAUGAAAUUUCCUAUGCUAUUUUUUUUAUACCUUUAUAUCAUGUUCACUGUAAGAAGGACUACAGGAGAGAAAGCUCAGUUUUGUUUCCAGCUAAUAGACCUCUCCAUGCACUCAAGUUGAAUUCUUUUAUUUGUUUGGCUCUUCAUAUAGUCAUGGUGCUCUCAGAAGAUACAUUAACACAGUCUUGUACACAGCCGUUCACUUGUGUGAUGCAUUUACAUAUUUUGCCUGGGGAUGAGUGUGGGUAAGCAGACAGCACUGGAGCAAGUCUGUUCUACUCAGGACUUCCAAGAUAUACUUGUGGCCCAGAGAGACAGAGCGGCUCCCUCUUUGUGUUGUAGACCCUUGCCUCUCGAAGUGUGGCCCAUAGAGCACCUGGCAUCUCUUAGGAGCCAGUUCAUACAGAAUCAGAGGUUCCCCCCCCACCCCCCACCACAGAUCCAGUGCAUUUUAGAUGAGCUCCCAGGUGAAUUACACGCACAUUAAAGUUUGACAAGUGCUGUCAUAGGGGAAUAAGUAUCACCUCUAGUGUCCUUGUCUUCCCUUUGGCCGAACCUCUUAACCUCUCUGGGUAUUAGCUGCUCGUUUGUAAAAAUUGUUUCACCUGCCUUCGUGUUGAGGCCUACUUCAGAGUCUCUCUGGUAUUUGUGAAAUGUCCAAACCUGUAUUGUUCCUCACAUUUGUGGAAUUGUUCUCAGUAGGGAACAGUUAUGUCUUCACGGUCUGAAAGGCAAUAGCUCUUUUCACAGAGCUGGGGAAACAGAAUAACUGCAAAGUAACAGAGUAACUGGGCUGUACCGAAGGAGGCCAGGCUGGAACCAGUUCCUGCUUUAGCAGGGGGGCAAGAGCAGAUAGGUAGUACUUUCUAACUUCCCUUUAUAAUCACACACUUCUCCCCAGCUCCUUCUCUGUACUGCGUUCCACCUCCAUCCCCUCUCCAAACCAACACACUCCCAGCAGGUCUGAUUUGCCUUUACUUCCUCACGGCUCUGACUUUUCCUUCCUACAGGAACAGGAGCCAAGUAAGCAAACAGAGGGUGCCCAAAGACGCUACUUACUGUCUUUCAUGCCUUGGAGAUCUUUUUAUAUAUAUGUAUAAAACCUCUCUGCCACUUUUAAGUGAAUCAUUGUGAGUACGUGCCACGCUAGAUCCUGUAGUCAGUUUUUCUAGCUCAACUUUUCGUCCAAGAUCUAUAAAGAAAAAUAUGGAAACUAGAACCACUUGAUGAGAAUACAAUGAUUUUAAAGGAUUAUUAAUGUGUGAUAACUGACACGCAUUGAAAACACUAAAAUUUUGAAGUUUGGAAUCUGAGGAAUUAGCAUAUCUUUUCGUAUUCUGGAAUGAUCUGGGACUAGGAGAAGAUAAAAUUGAAACCUAAAAGGAUAAUGUGCAGUUAUAUUGUGGCCUUGUGCAUAAUUUUAUGUUUUCCUUUUUUUUUAAUAUAUGAAAUUUAUUGUCAAAUUGGUUUCCAUACAAAACCCAGUCCUCAUCCCAAAAGAUGCCCUCUUCAAUACCCAUCACCUGAUUUUAUGUUUUCAAAGUUCUUUGUACAUGUAGAAUUGUUGACGUUAUUUCCAAUAUUUAUAAUUAGAAAAAUUAUAUAAACACUUUAUAAUUUUAGCCAGCGUUUUUAAUAACACUUGCACUUACUUUAUUGUAAUAAAUUUCUCUUUAACACAAAAGAAAGUUUAAUUUCAAAAGUCUUUAUUCUGAUGUAGCCUUGCUUAAAAGAUAAAACAAAAAUAAAGUAAGAAUCUCUUGGUGUUCUGAAAUGGGUAGUUUGAGCAAUACAGGAAUAGCAAUACAUUUUAAGAUAUCAUUUUGAAUGUCUAGUUGGCUUGUAAUAGCAUUUCUUUUCCUAAAACGGAAACAGUGUUUAAUUUAUACUCCCUUUGACAAAAGUAUCUUUAUUGCUUAUACAUAUUUCAUAUUUCAGAUAACCAAGGUAGCCUUAAUAUGUAGCCUUAAAUAAAGCAUUGCCUCUUGAUUGUACUUCCAGAAUGAUAUAAAGUACACAUAGAGAAUAUUGGUAGCCAUUCCCUAAUAAUGGAAUGGUUUAUUGAAGUGAUAGAUUGUUGAAUUUGCUCUGUGUCUGAAAACAAACAUUUAUUUUUAGUGCUUAAGUGUCAUCAUAAAUGCCAGUGGGGAAGUAUUGCUAUGAAUGUACAAUACAGAAGUUUCCUUUUGAUGACA